Molecule: messenger RNA, 1133 nt
Organism: Trematomus bernacchii (emerald rockcod)
Lineage: Eukaryota; Metazoa; Chordata; Actinopteri; Perciformes; Nototheniidae
Gene: trim55b
Product: tripartite motif containing 55b
Molecular function (GO): zinc ion binding
Source: RefSeq, a predicted model, not a curated record
UGACACAGCGAGGCCUCUGGAGCUCUCACUCUCUCUCUGCUCACUGCUCUGAUACUUUGGGUUAGUUUGCGUUAGUUUGCGUUAGUUUGCGUUAGUUUAAGAGUUAAAGCAGUGGAUUAAUCUACUGGCUUCCACUAUGAACUCCAUGGAGAACCUGGAGAAGCAGCUGAUCUGCCCGAUCUGUCUGGAGAUCUUCACCAAGCCAGUGGUGAUCCUGCCCUGCCAACACAACCUCUGCAGGAAGUGUGCCAACGACGUGUUCACGGCCUCUAACCCCUACCUCCCCACCAGAGCAGGAUCCAUUUCUUCUGGUGGAAGGUUCCGCUGUCCCUCCUGCAGACAUGAAGUGGUUCUGGAUCGCCACGGAGUCUACGGUCUGCAGAGGAACCUGCUGGUGGAGAACAUCAUCGACAUGUUCAAACAGGAGACCAGCAGCAGCAGCAGCAGCACGCCGGCCUCUGAGAGGAAGGAGGAGUCUCCGAUGUGUGCCGUGCACGAGGGAGAGAAGAUCAACAUCUACUGCGUGACGCACGGCGUGCCCACCUGCUCCAUGUGCAAAGUGUUCGGAGAGCACAAAGACUGUGAGGUGGCGCCCAUCUCCAGCAUCUUCCAGACCAAGAAGUCGGAGCUGAGUGACGGGAUCGCCAUGAUGGUGGGGAACAACGACCGCAUGCAGGGCAUCGUCAGCCAGCUGGAGGAGGCCUGCAGGGUCAUAGAGGAGAACGGCCGGCGGCAGAAGACUCUGGUGUGUGAGAAGUUCGACCUCCUGUACUCGGUGCUGGAGGGGAAGAAGAGAGACAUGAGUCAGAAAGUGACGUCGGAGCAGGACGAGAAGCUGACGUACAUCAGAGGACUGAACAAGAAGUACGGAGAACAUCUGGAGGAGAGCUGCAAGAUGGUGGAGCACGGCAUCCAGAACAUGGAGGAGCCGGAGAUGGCUCUGUUCCUGCAGAACACCAAGCCUCUGCUCAAAAAGCUCACGGACGCCUGCAGCACGGCUCACCUGGAUAAAGUGGAGCGAGGAUAUGAGAACAUGGAUCACUUCAGCGUUGAAUUCACGAAGGAGGGCCGAGCGCUGAAGAGCCUCGACUUCCUGCAGGACGAUGAAGACGAGGAUGAAGAUGAUGAAGAUG